Klebsormidium nitens is the source of this 3146-nucleotide messenger RNA. The record is from the annotation of a GenBank genome assembly. NCBI's taxonomy places the organism in Eukaryota, Viridiplantae, Streptophyta, Klebsormidiophyceae, Klebsormidiales, Klebsormidiaceae.
UGAACAGUCUUCUUGCAAGUUGCAACCGCUUCAUGGCUUCUUCCCUGGCUUGCUUUUUCUGAAGAAAGCGUGGCAAUGGUCUCAGUCGUCAGAGACUCGUGCCUCGUGAGAAAUCACGGUAGCAAGUGCAAAGAUUCAGAUCUUUCAUUGACGUGAGAAAGUUGGGCAGGUCGUGCAGGGAGGCUUGCUGGAUUGCACCACGCUGUGGAUACCUGGUCGUGACGUUUUACAUAGGUAUUGUUGUAGAUAUUCGACUUCACAGAUUGAAUGUUCGAGGCAGUUCUUGUCUUGUCUUUACACAUCCCGGUGUGAGAAUGCUUGGCUGCAAGCUCAAAUCUGGCUAGCAAUCAUGACCAAAACAAAGGCAUGGUUCUUUGGGGCGCGGAAAUGCUCCCCGUAUGAAAUAGGUUAGAGGAUGCAAACUAGAAGGGCGUGAAGCAGAAGCAGAAUUCUAGGUUAGUGAUCAGUCAAACAAGGCCAAUGGAGGAUUGCAGCGACAAGAAGGACUCUAGUGCCCGAGGCACCAUGCAAGGGUCAAGUAGGUUGGAGGGUUCGGCAAGCUUUAAGAGGGGUCUGGGGACGGCAGGACCGUCAAUGAGUUACCCUGGGCGGGACGCUUAUGAAGAGAUGGAUGAUGAUGGGGUGCCCUUGUUCCUGCGUGGGGAUGACGAGAAGACAAGGCGUAGGAUAGAGGUGCUGCUGCAUUCAAGCCCUCAUGGGCUCAUUGUGACAGAUGCGUUAGCUGAAGAUCAUCCAAUCACAUAUGUAAAUACCAUUUUCCAGUACUACACUGGGUACGAUGCAGAGUCCAUCCUCGGGAGGAACUGUCGCUUCCUUCAGAUGCGGGGAGAGUUUGCUGACAAGCGGCACCCCGCAGUCGAUCUCAAAACUGUUAGAAAAAUGAGAGAAGCAAUUGCAGCAGGCCAGGAAUUCAAGGGCGAACUUCUCAAUUUCAAGAAGGACGGCACCCCCCUAAUAAACAACCUCCUCAUGACGCCAAUUCACGGCGAGGACGGUAUCGUCACCCACUUCAUUGGCAUCCAGUCCUUCCGCCCCAUCAAAAUGGACCUCGGUCCCCUCCCUGAGCGCCCCUGGAAGGACGUCCCCCCUGUGCGACACUCUGAACUCCCUCCAGUGCAACCAUCUGAGGAAUCUUUUGCUGCGGGGACGUUUGGGGGCGCCUCUCGGCACAACCCUGCUGUCUUCGAGGCGCUGAGCGACGAGGUGCUGGUCAGCAGAAUACUUGGGCGGCUCGCGCCGAAGGACGUUGCCAUAUGCUCAAUGGUCUGCAGGCGCUUUCGGCGGCUGGGUCAGGACGACUACAUCUGGAAGCGCGUCUGCCGGAACUCGUGGGGCCACAACACGGCGGCCGCCAUCCAGGCUGCCCUCGACUCGCAAACCCCAUCCCUCGGGUGGGCCCGCAUCGCCCGCGAGCUCACCACUCUCGAAGCCGCUGCCUGGCGCAAGUUCACCGUCGGGGGUUCCGUGGAGCCCUCUCGCUGCAACUUUAGCGAGUGCGCGGUUGGCAACAAGCUCGUCCUCUUUGGUGGCGAGGGCGUCAACAUGCAGCCGAUGAACGACACGUUCGUGCUGGACCUGAGCUUGGAGCACCCGGCCUGGCGUCAUGUGGACGUCAGCGCAGCCCCCCCCGGCCGGUGGGGACACACGCUCUGCUGCCUGAACGGCUCUUGGCUCGUCGUGUUCGGGGGGUGCGGCACCGACGGCCCGCUCAACGACGUUUUCGUCCUGGACCUCGAUGCGGAGCACCCCGCGUGGCGCGAGGUCGCGGGCGCCGGGCCGCCUCUCCCGCGCUCGUGGCACAGUUCGUGCACGGUCGACGGGACGUACCUCGUCGUCUUCGGGGGGUGUACGGACACGGGCCGGCUACUGAGCGACACGUUCCUCUUGGAUCUGACGGCGCAGAAACCGGUGUGGCGGGAGAUCGUGGGCGGCUUCAAGCCGCCCUCGCGCCUGGGGCACAGUUUGUCGGUGCUAGAGGGGAGCAAGGUGCUCAUGUUUGGGGGGCUGGCGCAGUCGGGGCCGCUGCGGUUGCGGUCGAGCGACGUGUUCACGAUCGACGUGGGGAUCCAGGAGCCGAACUGGAACUACCUGACGGGCAGCAUGCUGCCGGGAGGGGCGCCCGCGACAGGCCCGUCGCCGCCCCCGCGAUUAGAUCACGUGGCCGCAACGCUUCCCGGAGGCCGGGUGUUGAUCUUCGGGGGAAGCGUGGCUGGGCAACACUCCCCGAUCCAGCUUUAUGUUCUGGAUCCGAAGGAGGGACGGCCAUCGUGGCGGAUGCUAAACGCUCCCGGUUUGUUGCCCCAGUAUGCGUGGGGCCACAGCACGUGCGUGGUUGGAGGAGGAACGCGGGCGGUCGUUCUGGGGGGGUUCGAGGGGGAGGAAAGGCUGCUCAAUGAGCUUCACGAAUUGAGCCUGUUGGACGUGGAGGGGGGGGACGGUGCUCUGGGCACGUCAGAAUUGGAGGGGCGGCCGGAGGGCGCUAAGCAGCCGGACGGUUCUGAGUCGGAUGAUAAGGAAAGCGGAGAAAGCAGCAUGAUGGAAGAGCGAUCGGCGCUUGAAAAUUGAUUCCCUCAACUGCAAACGGGGUGCUUUACAGAGAUCAAGUCCGUUAGGUUAUGGUGGUUCCAAGGUUUCCAGCUGUCUCCGAAACUGUUCGUGGCAUCGAUUUUGGGCCUCAAGUUGUUCGCUACUAUUGGAAACAAAAGCCUGCUUGUAUAGGAGGCGCAAGAGGGACGCGUCGGGGCCAGAAGGAGUCGAUUGCCAUAGCCACCCCCAAAGCUUUUGGGUCGGGCAAAUGGCUCUAAUAGUACUUAGCAGUCACUAGUAGUAUGAUCCGCUGCAUGUGUGUCACGCUCACAGUGCGACUCUUCCAACGCUUAAUCUGGCAUUGACAGUUGAUCAGGUUUGGCAUGGGUGGUCGAGAACCGAUGCCCUUGGUGGUGGUGAUUGCUUGAGACCCUGGGAAGUUGAGCACAAACUGCUGAAUUGAAAGAGACUGAGUUCGCUUAGGCAAUUCAUCAGGAUCAAUCUUGUAAUCAGAAGCAGUGCGGCCACCACAACUCAAAAACCGUAUUCAAGGCCCUCCGACUUUUGCUGCUGAAGAUUAUAAGUAAAGUUUCUUUGUG